GGUCUUAUUUUUUAUCGGUGUAAGCUUCGGUUUCAAUGCAGGGGCAUUAGGGAACAGCACCAAUGAGAGCUCCUUACUCAGUGCCAACUACACAGUAUCAAGAAUGGCAGCCACUAAAUCCCAAGGAGCACAAUUUGUGGUUGUUUCAUCUACAAUAAUGGAGGAAUCAUCAGCAUCAGUUUCCGUUACAAGGUGUGCUUCCUUAUUAUCUCGUACCGCAAAGCUGUCCAGUGUUUCAACUGUAAAACUAAAACAAUCUACAAGGAUGUGGAGUUUGAAGUCAAGUGUCGCACCCCAUACCACAGCAUCGCCAGCCUCAUCACUGCCGAAUACUUCAGCCACGUUUCUGAGCGAGUCAAGAAGCACAGCAGGAUUAAAUUCAUGUACUGUCCUCUCUUCCUUAGCCUGCGCAACCCUGUCGCCAUCCUCGUCAUUAUCAAGUAUUUCAAGUUCAUCAUUGGAACUAACAACAAGUCCAGCCCCGCCGUCAUCAAGUAAUUCAAGUUCCAUACUGCAAGAGACACGAAGUCCAUCAAGUUCGGAUUCAAGUGGUGUGCCUUAUUUCACAUCUUCUCCAGCUUCGCCGUCAUCGAGUAUUUCAAGUUCCAUAGUGCAAGUGACAUCGUCCACUACAUCCUCCUCUCUAUGCAGUUUCAGUUAUUACAGUCUAUGUCCACCUUCCUCGUCAUCUCGUACCGCGAAACUGUCAGCCACGAUCAUGGACAUGUCAAGAAGCACACCAGGGUUAAAUUCAUGUACUGUCUUUUCUUCCUUAGCCUGUGUAGCCUCGUCGCCAUCCUCGUCAUUAUCGAGUAUUUCAAGUUCGUUACUGGAACUGACAAAAAGUGCAGCUAGCUCUGUCUCAAGUAGUGCGCCUUAUUUCACGUCUUCCCCAACUUCGCCAUCAUCAAGUAUUUCAUGCUCCGCACUGCAGCUGACAACAAGUCUAUUAACUUCUGAUUCUGGAAGUCUGCCUUUUUCCGCAUCCUCUCCAGCAUCGACAUUAUCGAGGAUCUCAAGUUCCAUGCUGAAAAUUACUAGAAGUCCUUUAACGUCAGAUUCUAUAUCUCCCCCAACCUUGUCAUCAGCGAGUACUUCAAGUUUCAUACUGCGACAGACAACAAGUUCAUCGAAUUCUAACUCUAGUGGUGCGCCUUAUUCCGCAUCUUCCCCAUCCUCGUUGUCAUCGAGUAUUUCAAGUACUACACUGCAACAAACAACGAGUCCUGCAAGUUCAGAUUUAAGUAGUGCGCCUUACACCAAAUCUUCUCCUACCUUGUCAUCAAGUUCGAUACUACAACAGACAAGAAAUUCGUCAACCUCAACUUCUAGUACUGUGCCACAUUCUACAUCUUCCGCAUCUUCGUCAUCCCUGAUUAUUUCAAGUUCCUUGCUGCAACAGACAAUGGGUCUAUCAAGCUUAAAUGUAAGUAGUGUGCCUUAUUCCACAUCCCCCUUAUCAUCAAGCAUUUCAAGUUCUACAGCGCUACAGACACGUUCUUCAGUUUUUAACUCCAGUGGUGUGCUUUACUCCACAUCUUCUCCUACCUCGCUGUCACCUUCCAUACUCCAACAAACAAGUUCAUUAAGUUCUGGAUCAAGUAGUGAACCUUCUCUAACCUCGUUAUCAUCCAGUAGUCCAACUUCUAUACUUCGACAAACAACCAGUUCAUUGAAUUCAGACUCUAGUAGCCCUCAUUCUACGUCUUCUAGUACUUCGUCCCCAUCAAGUAUUUCAAGUUCCAUUCUGCAACAGACAAUUAGUCCAUCAAGUUCUGAUUUACCUAGUGUGCUUUAUUUCACAUCUUCUCCAACCUCGACAUCAUCGACUAUUUCAAGUUCCAUACUGCAACAGACAAGCAGCUCAUCGAGUUCAGAUUCUAGCAGUGUACCUCGUUACUUACCUUCUCCAACCUCGUCAACAUCUGUUAUUUUAAGUUCCAUACUGCAACAUACAGAGAGUUCAUUGAUUUCUGAUUCUAGUAGUUUCACACUUGAACAAUCAAGAAGUUCGACCAAAUCACAAUCUAGUACUUCAACUAUUUUUUCUUCUUCAGUACCCAGUCUUUUAACGACGACAUCGCGGUCAGGGAGCGCAGUUUAUUCUUCAUCUCUUGCAGUGCAACAAUCAAUCAACUUAUCAGUUGUAAGGCCACCUUCAACGCGCUUUUUAGUACCAGCUGAAUCUAUAGCAUCGUCAAUAACUUCUGCAACAACGCAGCAAACAGUCACCUCGACUCCAGUUUUUUUGCUUACCUCCGCCUUUACUCCCAGUCUGACUCCCUUUUCAAGCCGGGUCCUUCCUACCUCAUCGCCUUUCCCAAAGGAGUCUGAAAGUGCGUUUUCUGUCUUUUCGCUAACACCUUCAUCUACAAAAUUAACGUUCAUCACUUCUUCCACAGUAAUUAUUCCGCCUACUACUCCAGAUCCAGAAACAACAAAACGAUUUACCGUGAGCUCCACAAUCACAAACAAGAAGUACAAAGAAGAACUUGAAGACGAAGAAAGUAAGGGAUUUAAAGAUCUUGCGGACGAAAUUAACACGUCAGUCACUAAUGCACUUGAGAAAAAGAUCGAAUUUGCUAGCUCUAAUGUGGUACGGUGACAUUAUGUGGUACCACAUUAUGCAGUACCACAUUAUGUGGUACCCACUUUAUUUUUUCAAAGCCUGGCAACGCUAUCCCACGCAUAAAUUGCUACCCAGCAGAUAAAUGUUGGGAAAACGUACUGCGCAAUCCAUCGGAUAGAGAUUUAUCCCGUGGAUAGCGUUAUCCACCCUUUCAAUAAUCGAGGCCUGAUUUGUUGUAUAAUAUCCCUACUUCAGAUCUGUGGUAUAACUUCCAUACAUCAGAUCUGUGGUAUAUCAUCCAUACGUUAGAUCUGUGGUAUGACAUCUAUACUUCAGAUCUUUCGUAUAACAUCUAUACUUCAGAUCUGUGGUAAAACAUCCAUAAUUCAGAUCUCUGGUAUAACAUCCAUUCUUCAGAUCUCUGGUAUAUCAUCUAUACUUCAGAUCUGUGGCAUAACAUCUAUACUUCAUAUCUGUGGUGUAACAUCUAUACCUAAGAUCUGUGGUGCAACAUCUACGCCUCAGAUCUGUGGUAUAUCAUCUAUACUUCAGAUUUUUGGUAUAACAUCUUCUCUUCAGGACUGUGGUAUAACAUCUAUACUUCAGAUCUGUGGUAUAACAUCUACACUUUUGAUCUGUGGUAUAACAUUUAUUCGUCAGAUCUGGGGUAUAACAUUUAUUCUUCAGAUCAGUAGUAAAACGUCUACACUUCAGAUCUUUGGUAUAUCAUCUAUUCUUCAGAUCUGUGGUUUUAACAUCUUCACUUCAGACCUGUGGUAUAACAUCUACACUUCAGAUCUGUGGUUUAACGUCUAUACUUCAGACCCCGGU
Messenger RNA from Stylophora pistillata, 3400 nucleotides. RefSeq lists its product as uncharacterized. Lineage: Eukaryota; Metazoa; Cnidaria; Anthozoa; Scleractinia; Pocilloporidae. The record is from RefSeq and is a predicted model, not a curated record.